Stomoxys calcitrans (stable fly) is the source of this 2596-nucleotide messenger RNA. Its product is annotated as arylphorin subunit C223. The coding region runs from base 96 to 2462 and encodes 788 amino acids. Lineage: Eukaryota; Metazoa; Arthropoda; Insecta; Diptera; Muscidae. The transcript has 2 exons. The record is from RefSeq and is a predicted model, not a curated record.
CAGUCUUUAGGUAUUGGAACUGAUCGUAGCAUCAUCUCUAAUCCGUGGACAGUUUUUGAUCUCCUGCAAAGUUGACGACGACGAAUACGCCGAUCAUGAAAAUUGCCAUCGCUUUACUGGUCAUAGUGGGCCUGGUGGCUGCCACUCCCUUCCCCAAAAAGGAAACCAAAUUUGCCGACAAGGAAUUUUUGGCCAAACAAAAAUUCUUCUUCGAAAUUGUCUACCGCAUGGAGGAUCCUUUGUUCUUCGAGGAGUACAUCAAAUUGGGCAAGACUUUCACCUUCAACAAGGAAGAUUAUGUGUUCCCUGCAGACUAUAAUGGCGAAUAUAUGUACAAAUACUAUAAGGCCUUCAAACAUGGUGUGACCUUGCCCAAGGGUGAAUUCUAUGGUGCCUUUGUGGAAUCCCACUUCGAGGAAUUAUAUGGCUUAUUCGAUUUCUUCUACUAUGCCAAGAACUGGGAAGUCUUCCAACGCAAUGUGUGCUGGGCCCGUAUGUUUGCCAACGAAGGUGUCUUUGUACAAGCCUUGACUUUGGCCGUCAUCCAUCGUGAUGACUUCCAAGGCUUCAUCUUGCCUGCCAUUUAUGAAAUUUUCCCUCAAUACUUCUUCAAUAGCAAAUUCGUCUUUGAAGCUGAGAAAUUCGAUUAUGAUGUUUGGAGCAAAUACAUCAUGUACGAAAAGGAAUACAAAGACUUCUUGUACAAGGACUACUCCAAAUACUUUAAGGAAUUCGAUGACAAAUAUCACUAUCAGUACUACAACUACUUCUACACCAAGGACUGGAAGGUUUGGCAAUGGUGGAAGGUCAUGGGCUUGGGCGAACACUGGUACAGCGAAGAUCACUUCAUGAUCCGUGACAAUUACGAUCACUUCAACAAGGACUCCAAGUACUUGGAUAUGAUCAAGGAUGUCAAGAAAUUCUGGAUGCCUGUGGACUACACCCGCGACAUUUACUUCUACAAUCAGGAAUCUGAAUUGUCCUACUUCACUGAGGAUGUUGAAUGGAACUCUUUCUGGUACUACUUCAACUUGGAUUAUGCUCCAUUCUUGAACGGCAAGUCUUUCGGUUUGGAUAAGGAUCGUCGUGGUGAAUACUACUUCUAUGUUGUCCGCCAAUUGUUGGCUCGCUACUAUAUGGAACGUCUGUCUCAUGGCUAUGGUGAGAUCCCCGAAUUCUCUUUCUUCACUGAAGUCGAGUAUGGCUAUGAUCCACAAUUGAUCAACUACAAUGGUGUUGGCUUCUCCUACCGCAAGAACUAUUUCGAAUACGAAACCUAUGGCAAUUUCGAAUAUGUCCACAAGGUCAUGGGCUUCUUCAAGCGCAUUGAGGACAUCAUCACCCAGGGCUACUAUGUGACCUAUGAUGGCACUAAGAUUGAUAUGCACAAACCUGAGUCAGUGAAAUAUUUGGGUGAUUUCAUGCAAGGCAAUGUUGACAGCUUUGACAAAUACUUUGCCACCUUCUGGUACAUCUAUGCCCACUCCUACAUGGCUGAUGUGGAUGAAUCGGACUUCUAUGUACAUCCCCAUGUCUUCUUGAACUACGAAACCAUGUUGCGUGACCCCGUCUUCUAUCAGUUCUACAAGAAGGUCCAUGAUGUCUUCUACCAAUUCUACGACUAUGUUGAUGCCUACACCAAGAAGGAAUUGUACUUCGAGGGCGUUGAAUUUGAGGAUGUCAAGAUCAGCGAAUUGGUUACCUACUUCGAUUUGGUGGACUUUGAUGUCACCAACUUGUUGAACGAUAAGCCCACUUUCGUUGAUGGCCAAUUUGUAUGGGACAAGACCCUGUUGGCCCGUCAAGCCCGCCUCAAUCACAAGAACUUUGAAUUUGAGUACUCCAUUAAGUCGGAUAAACCCCAAAAGGUUGUCAUCCGUGCUUUCUUGGGACCCAAAUAUGAUGAAUUCGGCCAUGUCAUCCCAUUGGAUGAGAAUCGCGAAAACUUCUACGAAAUCGAUGAAUUCUACUAUGAAUUGAAAUCGGGUGUUAAUACCUUCAAGCGCAGCUCCAAGGACUUCUACUGGACCACCGAUGAUCGCACCACCUACACUGAAUUGUACAAAUUCGUGAUGUUGGCCUAUGAGGGCAAAUACGAAUUCCCCUUGGAUUACUCGGAACCCCAUUGUGGCUUCCCGGAUCGUUUGGUCUUGCCCCGUGGCUACUUCGAGGGUAUGCCUGUGCAAUUCUUCUUCUUUGUCUAUCCCUUCACUGCCUCGUAUGAUGCCUACUCCACCUACGACUACAACUACUCAUGCGGCAUUGGCUCUGGCGUUCGUCACAUUGACGAAUAUCCCUUCGGUUAUCCUUUGGAUCGUGAGAUUGAUGAAUUUGAAUUCUUUGUGCCCAACAUGUUCUUCAAGGAUGCCAAGAUCUAUCAUCACGAUACCUUUGAGAAAUACUACGACUACAAGUAUGAGAAGUUCGGUCACUUCGAUUACAACUACUAUUACAACUAUUAGGUUGUUAAGGCGGAUGAGUAAACUCUGUGGUAUAGUCAUAUAGCAAGUGUGAUGACAAAGCAAUCACAAUAAAAAAUUCAAAAAAAAAAAAUAAUAAAAAAUAGGAUGAAAUAAAUUGAGAUGUGGAAAAUGGA